Paramuricea clavata is the source of this 5515-nucleotide messenger RNA. NCBI's taxonomy places the organism in Eukaryota, Metazoa, Cnidaria, Anthozoa, Malacalcyonacea, Plexauridae. The record is from the annotation of a GenBank genome assembly.
AUGGAAAUACACCCAGGUAAGUUUGUCUUCUUCCCAGAAAAUUUCCCAUACUCCAAAGAAGCACGUAUCUAAGGCUGAGUGACUGUUUAGUUACAUUGGAGAGAUUUAGAACGACAAGAUUUUUGGGCAUCGCGCUCGAAAGAACUAAUGGAGAUGGUUUUUUGUAGAUGAAAUUUUCGCAAAUGUAUGUACAUUUUACUUUCUACUGGCAUCACAUGUAUUCGUGCAUGGAUAUGAUGCUGAGCAACUAGGCUUUGUAGCUCAGUUGCAGGUUCGAUUCCUGUCGUGCAGAGCCAGCAGAGGGCGUAUAGUCCCAUUUUUUGCAACAGUUUCUAGUUAGGUUUAAAAAUGUACAGAAAUAUGCGAUCGAAAAUUCCAUUUAACGGCCAACGCAAAAUAGGCGGUUAGACAUGUGAAGUUUUCCUUCUAACGUUGGAUCAAAAUUGUAAUUUAGCGACAGUUUUGUAGGUCAAGCUUAAUAAAGUUGCCGCCAUAUUGUAUUUAUCAUCACAACUGCUGAAUGCACUCAAUGCACUUUUUCUUUUCUGUGUAUUAAAGUAUUUUUCUAUUUAUACAUGAUAUAUAUCCAAUUUUCAAACUCAAAACUCUUCAAGAAAGGUUGCCUCUCCGUUUAAAAAUGGUAUCCAAAACUUUAAACGCGACGUCAGUUUCCUUUCUAUACAUUCUACACUAACGAUAACAUUUUUUUAUUUUCAGCUGACUUUGCGAGGGUCCCACUGUCUUCGAGUUCAUCCAAUUCUGACUAUAUCAACGCAACAUUUGUUGAUGUAAGUUCUGUAUGUUUGUCUGUCUGUAUUGAUUAUAAAGGCUAGCUAAUUUCCACUCGGGAAACUUCCAGCCACUCUCGGUGCGUCCAAUCCCGGACUCACCUGCCUGCAAGUAUGUAUGUUAUAGAGCUACGAGGUCAAGUCGGUUCGAAUGGGUGAUAUUUCGGAACACUAGUUCCUUCGAUAUAUUCCCUGCCCGGUGUGGGCACACUCAGAGACAACAUCACAAACAUAAAUUAUGAUUUAUAUUUUAGUGCCCAACAACAGAUUUAGGCUAACCUAACGUUUACACUAUUAAGUAUUUAUACGAUAACUGUCCGUAGCGGUGCGAAAAAGCACUUAUCUGAUACAGAAUAUAUUUUGAGUGCUCGAUUGCCCAAUUUUUAGGCUUGUGGUUCUCAACCCACUUGUUAUUUCAUUUGGGGGUUUUACUGUAGUCCACUGGGAAAAAUCGCCGAACCGAUGGUCUAGUGUAAUUCAGAAAGUCCACUUAUUCAUUGUAAUUUGAUUUGAUUUCAGGGUUUUCAACAAAAGAACGCUUACAUAGCAACCGACAGUCCGCUGGUUAACACGUUUGAUGACUUCUGGCAAAUGAUUUAUGAACAACGAUCACCUCUUGUGAUUAUGUUGAAUAACUGGAAAGAAGGACGCGAGGUACCUAUAGUCAGCACUUUCAAUACAAUGAACUGCAUUCCGCAUUGCAUUGCAUUGCAUUGCAUUGUACUGUAUUGUUUUGUAUUAAAAUGCAACAAAAUGGAAUGCAACAUACAAUGCAAUAUGAUACUAGUUUACUCACAGGGUAGUGAAUGCUGCCUUGGUGUAGCAUUGUUCCCAAAUCUUUAGUAUUUUAAAGAACAAGAAUAAGAAAUAUUCGUAAUGAAUUGGAAUCAUCCAUAAUUUAUACAUCAACAUUUUCAAUUAGACCAGGAGUUAACGUAAUGCAAUGCAAUACAUUGCUAUACAAUAGAAAAGGAUAACAUAGGGUAAGACGGAAUGCAUGCAAUGCACCGCAACGCAAUGCAACAUAAUACAAUACAAUAUACAACCCAAUACAACACAACACAACACAACACAACACAACACAACACAACACAACGAAUACAAUACAGUAUUUAACAAAAGUCCUAAAUCAAUGUUUUUUUAGAAAUAUCCUGAAUACUUUCCAACCGAAAAAGGAUACACAACGAAAUAUGGCAAUAUUUAUAUCAGACUUGACGAGCAUGUUGCUGAUAAAGCGAUUGUCUUCCGAAAGUUUACCAUUUCCUCAACCUCGGUUUGUAUUUUGAUUUUCCUGUAAAGCAUAGACAAUCGAGACGAAUUGACUGGAAACGCCAUUUUUUGCGCCUUAGCAGGAAAGUAGACAGCUAGAAUUUAUGUUUCGUAGAAAUAUUGUUUGGGGUUAAAUAAAUUUUAUUAAAAAAGCAUAAUAUUAACAUUACCCUUUUAAGUUGCACGAAUGAUGAUAGCUUUUUGCAUUGGCAUUGGAAGUCCAAUCUCUCGAUUCAGGGCAAAUGAAGGUGGUCAACUCUUCAACUCAUGACUCUAUCAAUUCUAUUCAUUUGCAAUUGUCCCCAAAUUCGAGAUUGCUUUAUACAAAGAAAAUAAUUCACAUUAUUUCUUCACUAUAUAUAAAUUUGUCGAUUUACUGCAAGACAAUAGAGAGCUUUAGAUUUUAGUGCGAGUUAAGACAACGGCCGAUUCGUCUAUUUCGAUACGCCAUCGUGUACUGACGCCUUUUAAAUCUCGUAUGCCACAUAAUGGCGUAAUGUCGUAAGAGGAUAACGAGCAUGUGCAAACAACGAAUUCAUAGUAAUGCAUUACAAACUAUCGUAUGAACUAUGAACAGCAUACCACCAAUGUUUCUAAGAAUUGCUGAUUUUAUUUGCUGUAGGAUUUUGAAAAUCCAAACAUUGUCCGCCAUUUCCAAUAUAUACAGUGGCCAAAACGAGGUGUUCCUGAAAAACCAAAUGAUAUGCUUCAGCUUAUACAAACAGUACAGACAGCCCAGCGACAGAAUGUUCAAGGUCCUAUGGUUGUCCACUGCAGGUACAAGAGUACACUUUACUUAUAUUUAUUGGAAAAUUUAACUGACUAACAAAUAAUUUCUUUUGUUGAAAUUAGCAUUGGGGAAAAAUAACUUGGCAAGGGUAAAACUGAAACUGCAUGCGAUAGUCUAAAUACAAAUCAAAACAAUAAUCUUAAUUAGCUUCAAAUUAAUAUUUAACUGACAUAGGAUCUGUUUGCAUGAUCCUGCUUAUCGAGAUCCUUCGCUUAGCGGGACGAAUAUUUCCAAUGUUUAUGCUUAGUGGGACGAAUAUUUCCUUGUGAUGCACCAUAAUCCACAAAAAAGUGAAAAAAUUGCAUAUUCUAAAAUCUACCCAUCAUCUGAAUCUGAGAUUACCUCAAAGGUUGCGAACUGAGAAAUUUUUUCUGCCAUAGCAAUGGUGCCGGGAGGACAGGAACAUUUCUCACUAUUAGUAUAUGUAUGGAAAGAUUGAAAGUGGAACAAAGAGUUGAUGUAUUUCAGUGCAUUAAACUGAUCCGAGAACAUCGUCCACAGUUUGUUGAGAACGAGGUAUGUUGAACGAGUGUAGUGUCUUACUUACCCUUCGUUGCCCCUUAAGUGAUUUUUAGUGAAAAUAGAGUUGAGGUCUGGGUGGUGGGGGAGGAUUUCAGAAAUAUUUUAUAUUUUUUGACGCUUGAUGGCUGCGUAUCUGGAUAAUUCUGAAGGAAAACGACAAAAAAAAUUUAGGUGAAUACUUUCAGAAGCUUUGUGACAGCACAUUUGUAUUGUAUAUAGAACUGCACGUUAAAAAAUCUCUAUCUAUUUUUUCAGCUUCAGUUGAAGUUUUGCUACGAAGUUCUCGCCAAAUACAUCGAAUCAUUUGAGGGAUACUCAAACUUUAUCGCUACAGAUUGAUUUUUACCAUUAAUUCUAUAAAUCUCAUUCACCUGGGGUAACUGUAAUUAAAGUAAUCAGUACUAACUGGGGAUAACUUUAAACUAAUCAGUACUAUUAUUUUGGGAUAACUUUAAUCUAAUCAGUAAUAAUCGAUAGUUAGAUGUAUAACAUUUAUUGCGAUAUAGUCGGUUUAAACAUUGGGGUUUGGUUAACUAAUGAGUAUAUAUAUACGUGGAAUCUCACAGCACAGUAGCCUCCUCUGCUGGCAAAUUAAAGGCGAGUGAGAUUACGAAAUACUUUUGUAAAGGCGAGCUUACGAAAUACGUGGCAGAAAUUUUCUGACUUCCAGCAAUUAAUUGAUAUAAUCUUGAAUGUUCUGUGCCAUUGUAGAUACAUACGCCCGUAUUUUAAAAGCUCACUCACACUCAAUGAGUGGAAGUUCAUCUGAGCUUCUCUCGAGUGUCAUUGCUGUUUUUGAAUAGCUGGAGGGUUAGUGUCGUACCUUACUCACCCUCCAGCUAUUCAAAAACAGCAUUCACACUCAACAUAAGUUCAGAUUGAACCUCCACUCAUUGAGUGUGAGUGAGCUUUUAGAAUACGGGCGAUGUAGUGUCAAUAAUUAGAAAGCUGCGGAAUGAUAUAGGGAUACAACUACCUGAAAAAUACAAGGAGAACUUGGACGUUUUGAGCGAAGGCCCUUCGUCAGUAGGUUAGUAGCCAACUUCCUGAUGAAGACCUUCGCUCGAAACGUCGAAGUUCUUCUUGUAUUUUUCAGGUAGUGGUAUCCCUAUCAAUCCGUAGCUUCCACCAAUAGACUCCUUUCGCAAGAUAACAUCACAACCUCGUCUCAGCCCGCUUUACGCGCGGUUAUGGUUAUGGCGAUAGUGCCUGACACAAACCUUUAUCUGCUCGCUAUCCGCCCCACAAUGUCUCAGAAGAAAUGUCAAUGUCACUGAAUAACAACAACAAUCUAUUAGUUAUAGUUGAAACUACUAAAUAUAUCAUGAAAAUAUAAUUAGUAUUAACCAAUCAAAACGACAGGUUAAAUUUCUAUGUCUGUUGGACUAAUCAGGUGGCUUCAAAACAUGUAUUAUUAUUUGGUUAUUUGACUUGAUUUCAAUAAUGUUGACGCGUAUGUUUUGAUCGAUUUUCUUCGAUGCCUAAGCAGAAUGAAGCCCGUCCUAGCACAUAUCUCGGGCAAGAAAACAAUGUACAAAAUACGUAAUACGAUAAACACCAUAGCAAAAAGGAAAAUCUAUAAUAAAAUGUCUCUCUCGUGAUAUUUUUAUGGCUUUUUCAAACAUCUUUCAACACAAUUCGGAAAUAUGUAUUUACCAAGACCGCUCAAAAAGGGCCUGGAACGAGGUUGUGAAGCUAAAUAACGCCUCCCAAUUCAAUAAUACCGUGAUCUAUAAAAUGUUCCGUAAUUCUGCCACCUAAUUGCCUGCAGAGGAAACUAACAGGAUACUAGGAUAGCAUAGGAUAUCAAUUCCAAGCUAAACAUGCGCACGUUAAACACCCUUAUAUAGACAUUAAUAGAGAGGUUCAGAUUUGACUUCAACUACCGCUGCCAUGAGGAGACCAAUCACAUCCAAUGAACAAAUCAGAUGCGUGAUAAUGGCGUGCAUGAGUGAUAGUGGUAGCAGUAAUGCAAGUAAAAUCUGAACCUCUCUUUUAAUUAAUUAUAUGAGCCUACGGUAUUGCAUACGUCAAAUUCUAUUUAACAUACGUCAAAAUGCGCUUUGUGUUGCAAAUGUUCCAUAAAAUGUUUCCUAUUUAAAUAAGUCGUAUAAAAUGAUAUUAAAAUAUUAUGCAUAUCAAAGAU